Molecule: messenger RNA, 996 nt
Organism: Arachis ipaensis
Lineage: Eukaryota; Viridiplantae; Streptophyta; Magnoliopsida; Fabales; Fabaceae
Source: RefSeq, a predicted model, not a curated record
AUGGGGGACGAUCCGGAAAGGCUAUAUCGUUUGGAUGGAGUUGCUCACAUAGCCGGGGUCAUCAACAACGAGGUGGCCGGAUUAUACCAUCUUGCGAGACUGAACGAUAGAUGGUUCCGAUUAGAUGAGCCCCUUAUCAGUGCCUUCGUCGAGCGGUGGCGUCCGGAGAUGCACACAUUCCACAUGCCGUUCGGAGAGUGCACGAUCACACUUCAAGACGUGGCCUACCAGUUGGGGUUGCCAGUGGAUGGACGUUAUGUCAGUGGUUGCCUGACAGAUUUCCAGAUAUACAUCCAGGGUGACCGUCCGGCUUGGGUGUGGUUCCAGGAGUUGCUUGGUGUGUUACCUUCUGCGAACCAAAUUCAGAAGUUCGCAGUGAACUGCACCUGGUUCCAGGAGACUUUUGGAGAGUGCUCCGCGGGAGCCGAUGAGGAGAUAGUGAGAUGCUUUGCUCGUGCCUAUAUCAUGAUGUUGUUGGGCAUCCAGUUGUUUGCCGACAAGUCCAGCAAUCGUAUUCACAUCAGAUGGCUACCCUAUGUGGCUAGGCUUGAGGAGAUGGGUGGAUACAGCUGGGGGUCGGCGGCACUAGCAUGGUUGUACAGGUGCAUGUGCCGAGUGGCCAACAGGCAUGUGGUGAAGUUAGCAGGUCCAUUACAGUUGCUUCAAUCCUGGAUCUUCUGGCGCUUUCCUGGAUUUAGGCCUGCUGGUUAUGACGAGUUCAGCUGGCCCUUGGCCUCGAGGUGGUCAGGUCACAAUCCUUCCGGUAGCAAGAAGGGACCUCGAGUGCAGAUGUGGAGGCUCGGGAUAGACAUGUUACAGGCCAAGGAUUUUAUCUGGAUGCCAUAUAGCUCGCCCGACGUCCUUCAGGUUGUGCAUCUGGAGGUGUUGGAGCCUCGUCAUACGGCCUUAUGGCAGUGUGUGACGGCACUGAUAUAUUUUACCGUCGUAGAGUGGCAUCAGAUUGACAGGGUGUUACCCCAGUUCGGCGGAGUAUAG